Messenger RNA from Melopsittacus undulatus (budgerigar), 957 nucleotides. Its product is annotated as receptor of activated protein C kinase 1-like. Gene Ontology annotation, cellular component: cytosol; nucleus. Gene Ontology annotation, molecular function: translation regulator activity; ribosome binding; protein kinase C binding. Gene Ontology annotation, biological process: rescue of stalled cytosolic ribosome; positive regulation of protein phosphorylation. The transcript has a single exon. The record is from RefSeq and is a predicted model, not a curated record. Lineage: Eukaryota; Metazoa; Chordata; Aves; Psittaciformes; Psittaculidae.
AUGAUGGAUCAGAUGACGCUGCGGGGCACGCUGAAGGGCCACAACAGCUGGGUGACACAGAUUGCUGCCACCACGCCACAGUCCCCCGACAUGAUCCUGUCCGCGUCCCGCAACAAAACCAUCAUCAUGUAGAAGCUGACGCGGCACAAGUCCAACUAUGGGAUCCCCCAGUGCCCCCUGCGUGGGCACUCACACUUCAUCAGCGAUGUGGUCAUCUCCUUCAACAGGCAGUUCUCCCUCUUGGCCUUGUGGUACAGCACCUUGUGCCUCUGUGACCUCACCACUGGCACCACCACCCAUCACUUCAUGGGUCACACUAAGGAUGUCCUGAGCAUUACCUUCUCCUCCAACAACCACCACAUCAUGUUGGGCUCCAGGGAUAAGACCAUCAAACUCUGGAAUAUUCUGGGGGUCUGCAAGUACACAGUGCAGGAUGAGAGCCACUCAGAAUAGGUGUCCUGUGUUCUCUUCUCCCCCAACAGCAGCAACCCCAUCAUCAUAUCCUGCCACUGGGACAAGAUGGUCAAGGUCUGGAAUUCAGCCAACUGCAAGUUGAAGACCAACCACAUUGGGCGCACAGGAUACCUGAACAAGGUGACAGCAUCCCCUGAUGGCUCCCUCUGUGCCUUGGGGGGAAAGGAUGGGCAAGCCAUGCUGUGGACUCUCAACAAGGGCAAACACCUCUACAUGCUGGAUGGAGGGGACAUCAUCAACACCCUCUGCUUCAGCCCCAACUGCUACUGGCUCUGUGCAGCCACCAGACCCAGCAUCAAGAUCUGGGAUCUGGAAGGGAAAAUCAUCGUGGAUGAGGUGAAGCAAGAGGUGAUCAGCCCCAGCAGCAAAGCGGAGCCACCCCAGUGCAAGUCCCUGGCCUGGUCUGCAGAUGGGCAGACACUCUUUGCUGGAUGCAUGGAUAACCUGGUCUGGGUGUGGCAGGUGACCAUCGGGACACACUGA